UUUGUUUAUUUCUUAUCCAAGUCCCAGCCUUCCUCGUCAGCCUGUACUUGAUAUGCGCGUGUGCACGUAACUGCUCCAGCUCAAGUGCUCAGAAGCUCCCAUGGCAUCUCUUUGUGUGUAUAUAUCCUCAAGCUGCCAAUCUAACUUCCACUUUUCACACACGCAACAAUUCAAUCCUUACAAAACACCAUUUUUGCACUCUAAACCAACCACUCCACUUCAAAUCUCCCACAAAUCCAGCAAUUUCAACACCACUCUUACAUUUUCAACUUCCCAAUCUUCUUCUUCGUCAACCCUUUUAGACCCACUUAAGCCAGGUCGCACUCUCACCAACAAUGAGCUCGAGAAGCUCCAGUUUCUUGAGAAUUUCAGGUAUUUUCAAGAACUUAAAUCUGGGUCUGUGUUGGUUCGGGUGAUGAGAGAUGAUGAAAUUGACAUGACUGUGGGGCUUUUAACAGAGUCUUUUGCAGAUUCAAUGAUGAUGAGGCCUAAAGGGUCUAUGUAUGUGAAUCUUUUGGGGAUUUUAGUGAAACAGUAUUUAACUGACAGGAGAUUCUUGAUGCCUCAUACAGCAACUCUUAUUGGGUAUUAUAAAGGGGAUGAUGAAGAUAGUGAAGUUGAGUUAGCAGGGACUGUUGAAAUUAGUUUUAAUAAGAUGGGAGCUAAUGAUAAACCUCCUACACCUUCUCCUCCUAGGGAUUCACCUUAUAUCUGUAAUAUGGCAGUGCUUAAGUCUCUUAGAAGGAGGGGCAUUGGGUGGCAUCUGCUGAAGGCAAGUGAAGAACUAAUUUCUCAGAUGAGUCCGUCGAGUGAAAUUUACUUGCAUUGCAGGAUGAUUGAUGCUGCUCCACUGACCAUGUAUACAAAAGCAGGAUAUAGCAUUGUCAAGACUGACAAUAUAUUGGUUUGGUUAACAUUGCAGAAACGUAAGCAUUUAAUGCGCAAGCAACGUCCAAUCACUGACAAUUCUUCAGAUAGAAUAUGACCUUCAUGACCAACUAUGAAGAAGGUGGUUUUUGAUCUUCAAGUUGCCAAUACUCCACAGGCUUAUAUAUCCCUGGAAGUAGGGUGUUACAGUUACAUUAACUUAGAGAGUUAUAUGAUGCUGCAAUGUUAAUUAAUUUAAAAUCGUGGAGACGUACAGGGGUUGAUAUGAUCCUCAGAUUUGCUUCUGCGGCGCUUGUUCCAUGCUGACACUAACCUGAAAGGCAUGCUUUUCGUAUCUGAACAGUUAAAGCAACUAGUUUGUAUAAGAAAUUACAACAUGACCUCUAGUAUGUAUCCCCUUUGCCAGAGGAAAACAGAGAAAUGUUAAGAUGAAGCACAAGAGAGAAUAUGAGAAAGUUUUAGUACAAGAAUCCUGCAAGAGUACAUAUAAAGUAAGGGAGAUUAGUUUUGAAGAAGACUCGAAAACACCAUCUUCAACAACCUGAUGAUCUCUCACUUGAAGGGUAAGAAAAACAGAAUAUUUGCUACUGGAUGGUUCUGAAAAGGAAAGGAAAGCUACAAGCACUUGUUCCAUGAUAGGUACAUUCUUUAUUUUAUUUUCAUUUUUUCUUCUCUUUUAAUUUUUUUAAAAAAAAAUAAAAAAUUGUAGUUGAGGUGUCGAUUUUCAUUCCACUUAUAAUAUUUCCCUUCCCUAGCAAUUUCAUUGUAGAUGAAGAAAAUACCACAUGCAUAUGGAAUAAUAAAAUGUAUUAUUGUUUGUUGAAACAUUAUUUUGAUUGCUGGUAA
Molecule: messenger RNA, 1734 nt
Organism: Daucus carota subsp. sativus
Lineage: Eukaryota; Viridiplantae; Streptophyta; Magnoliopsida; Apiales; Apiaceae
Product: GCN5-related N-acetyltransferase 5, chloroplastic-like
Exons: 3
Coding region: 101-985 (294 amino acids)
Molecular function (GO): acyltransferase activity, transferring groups other than amino-acyl groups
Source: RefSeq, a predicted model, not a curated record